Molecule: messenger RNA, 4836 nt
Organism: Anarrhichthys ocellatus (wolf-eel)
Lineage: Eukaryota; Metazoa; Chordata; Actinopteri; Perciformes; Anarhichadidae
Product: fibrinogen-like protein 1-like protein
Exons: 3
Coding region: 101-940 (279 amino acids)
Source: RefSeq, a predicted model, not a curated record
AGAACUACAGUCGGAGCGUGGGAGAGGACUUGGGUACAGAGAACUGCAUAUCUGUACACUGCAGCCUCAUACAGAGGUCUUCACUGAAGGAAAGUGAAGGAUGAAGUGUGUGAUCUGCUGGCUGCUGGCAGUGGCCCUGCUGCUGCUCCGUGUGACUGGAGUUGACAUGGAGCAUCUCCAAGCUGAGAACCUGAAUCUCCUUCCCCCAGAUGAGCACAACUUGGUCCUGAACCGUGGGAUAAGAGCGCUGCCCAGGGACUGCCAUGAAAUGCUGAUGAUGUCUUCGGGCCAGGCCCUUGAUGGUGUGUACCUGAUCAAACCAGGUGACUCCCCCAUCGUGGCCUACUGUGCCAUGCAGGAGGGAGGCUGGACCGUGGUGCAGCAUAUCACCGUCAACAGCAGCGUGAAUUUCGAUCGUACCUGGGCUGAAUAUAAAGAUGGCUUUGGGGCCGUAACCGGUGAUCACUGGCUCGGGAACGAAUACCUUCAUAAACUCACCCGUGGCCCUGGGCGCUUUAAGCUGGGAGUAAAACUAGUGGACCGAGACGCCGUCACGAAGACGGGGGAGUAUGAUCCGUUCUUGGUGGAGGAUGAAUCGUCAGCAUACAGGCUGAGGCUGGGGUUGUUCCAGGGCACAGCUGUAGAUGCUCUGACUCUGGACACAGAGAACUACCUGCACGACAACCAGAGAUUCACCACUAAAGACAGAGACAAUGACAACUACUUCCAAAAUUGUGCCAAGCUGGAGUUUCAUGGGGUGCCGGGAGGAGGUUGGUGGUACGACGCCUGUGCUGGUGCCAACCUCAAUCGCAGGAAUGUCAUCUACUGGCAGAAGGACUGCAACAAGGAGCGACUGUGCAAGUAUGCAUGGAUGAUGGUGAGACCUACGGACACAGUUAAACUGAUUCAAAGUGAAAACUGCAAGAAGGAUGAGCUAUAAGGACACAGGAUGUGUGACACUGGGUUUGGCUGACGGCCAAAAGUUUCGUUUUCUUUGCAACAAACACCACAGAAAGCUGCAUCACUCAAUUUCUCUGGACAAUCAACUCACCACAUUUUAUUCAGAAAUUCAUGGACAUGAUCACAAAAUACUGAGAACAAGAAAAUGAAUCACAAACUUGGAACACAGUAUAAAAAUGCAGUAGGGUUUUAUCUCUAGCUUUGUCUCCAUCAUUCACCAUGUUAAUACAUGAAGCAAAGCCACUCAUCAUUCCCCAAAUUGCAAGUGCAGAUUUCUUUAUUAUCACAGUUACAAAAAAAAAAGGUUUCAUGACAUUAUAGCUUAUGACGCAUGUAAAAUAGCUCCCAUCCAAUGCUGACACAAAACAACAUUUCACAAACAGCAUUUUAUUUGUCACAGUACAUUACACGUUUGCCAGAAAUACAAUGAAGAUAUGAGGGCAUAUUGAUUUAACUACAGAUAUUCAGAGAAAAAAAAAUACUGUAUUACAAUGCUCAUGGAAAAAAAAAAUAUCCUGAGGAUGAAAACUAAUAAACUUAUAAUAAACAAGGUGUACUCUUGAAUCCUCCACAAUGUGUGUAAACACUGACAUUGUUUAGGAAGUUUGACAUGUAGUUUGAGUAAAAUAAGUCUUUUAUUUUGUAAGGGUUGUGGGCUGGACCAGAAGCGUUCAGUAAUAUUUGUAAUUUAAUUUAUGGAAUCAUUACUCAAUAUUUUCCGCAGACAUUUUCCAGGACAGAAAGUGCAGAAGAUGAAAUGUGAAAACGAAGCUGAAGCUAUAUUCCCUCAUCUGACAAAUUACAAUGGCACAUGUGAAAAGGCUUUGAUUAUCAUCAAGUUACAAACUUGACUUAGCGAACAGGUUCUGACAUCAGGACAACAUGUAUUAGCCAUUUAAAAUAAAAUAGAAAUUCCAAAAUGUGCAUCUUCAAUACAAACACAAUACCUACAGAAUACAACUGCAUGUGUUAUGACAUGUUAGGUGUAAGAGCAUCAGUUCAGGGGAGGAUACCGGCAUUUCUUAAAACCAAUAUAGGGUCUAAAUUAUUCGAUUGGAGCAAUUUUAUCAUGCUCAAGAUAUGAAACUGUGCAUCUUGAUACGAAUACAGUACAAUAUAGAACAUUCUGCAUAAGAGCGUCCAUUUGAGGGGAAAAUACUGGUAUUUUUAAUAUUUUAGACUCUAUUUACAGUGUCGCUGAUUAUGUUUUAUUUUUGUAUUAUUAUGGACAAUUUUAUAAUGUUUUUCCAUUUCCAAUGUUGGAGCAGUAAUUAACAUAUACUGUGGCUGACCUACUGAUUACUGAGCAACUUAAAUUAUAAAUUGAACCAGCUCCUGGAUAUAAUAUUAUUUUAAUACUGUGUAGAAUUCAAGUUCAUAAAGCCAAGAUUAUUAGCACAAACAUAUAAUUUACAGCCAUACGCCAUCUUAAAAAAAAAAACAACAGUUCAUGUCAGUUUGGAGCUAACCACGGGGUUUUGUCCAUACCAGUAUAGCUUCUCCUCAAUCCUCUUCUUCUUCCACUGGCAAAGUAAGAGCAUACGGAAGGUCUUUUGGAAAGUCUUGUUACAAAGGGCGUAGCACAUGGGAUUGACGGUGCUGUUGACGUAGCACAGCCAGUAGCCCAGAUGCCAGAGUGAGAGGGGAAUGCAGUCUGAGCAGAAGGUGGAAAUAAGCACCAUGAUGUUGUAAGGCGUCCAUGUUAGGAUGAAGGCCAGCAAGAUGGCGCUGAGAGUCUGAGCUGCCUUCCUCUCCUUGAUCAGCACCAUCCUCUUCCUCUUGGUGAUCUGGUUCUUCAGAGUGGCGUCUAUGGGCUUCGACGUCGAGGAGGUGGACGGGACGCUCAUGGACUCGGCGGAGGAGAAUGUCGACGUCGCCAUUUUGGUGUCUCCGUUUUUGCUGUGGUGCUCUACGUGAGCAUCUUUGGCCACAGGCUUGAACUUGUAGGACACACACUUGCUGCUCUUCUGGGAGUUGCUUUUGGGUGGCGUCUGGAAGAAGCUAUCCUCUUCGUAGCUGCUGAGCUGCUCGCUCUCGCUGCCCACUCCAGCCUUGAUGGUCUCACAAGCCUGGUUCCUGAAGGAGGGCUGGAAGCCCCCUGGAGACACAGGCCUGUCCUCAUCCUCGGACGAGGCAUAACUGUUGAAGGUGGUCAGCUGACCAGCUUUGGACCACUCGUCGUUGGUGGCGGCUGCUGAUUUGGCCACAUUGCUUCUGCUGGAGGAGGACCAAGAGGCUUGAUUCCUGUCAUGUGAAGCCGACCUCAAUUUACAGCUAAAACAGGAUCUGAUGAUGGUCUUCUGAGGGUGGGGGACCCCAGGGUCAGUGGGAUAGCUAAUCCCCUGCAGCUCCGCCAGAUCUUUGGUUCUCUUCUCUGUCUCCUUGUAGAUUCGACAAUAUAGGAUGGUCAUGACUGAUACGGGGAUAUAAAAGGCAGCAAUGGCUGUCCCAAAGGUUAUCACAGGCUCAGAGAAAAACUGGAUCUGGCAUUGCCUCUCAGGGACAGAACGUUUUCCUACAAAGUAUUGCCAGCAGAGAAUAGGUGGGGCCCACAGAAUAAGCGACACCAGCCAGGCCAAACCGAUCAUGAUCCCAGCUCGUUUGGGAGUCCGCUUGGCCCUAUAGGUCAGAGGCCUGGUGAUGGAAAAAUAUCUGUCAAAACUGAUCACCAACAGGUUCAUGACCGAGGCGUUACUGGCGACAUAGUCAAGCGCCAACCACAGGUCACAGGCGAGGUUCCCUAAGGCCCAGUAGCCCAUCAAUAUAUACGAGGUAUACAGAUUCAUGGAGAAGACACCUAUGAUGAGGUCAGCGGCUGCCAGACUCAGCAGGUAGUAAUUAUUCACCGUCUUCAGCUGGCUGUUGACCUUGAAGGAGAGCAUCACCAGAACAUUGCCCACAAUGGUGAUGAGGCUGACUAUGGCCGACACAGUCGCAAUGGUGAUCACCUCCCACAGACUGUGGGGGACCAGGUGGAUAUCCAUUGUGCUGGUAUUUACAGUGGAGUUCAGGACACCAUCUCCCUCCAUGGUCUCCUUGUGUUUAUUAAAAUCCAGCCAUGAAAAGAGUGAUUGGAUUUGUCAUUUUCAGAAAGAUCUCCUGGUGAGAAAAGAAGCAAAAUGUUAUUCCUUAUCGCUUAAAAAUAAAGUGAGUUUAUUCGUAUAGCCACUAGAUGAGAUCAACUCAGCAUGUUGAGCGUCACAUAUUUGCACUUUGCUCGACACUAAAAAGAAUAUACAAACUGUGUGUGUUGUUUUAUACAUCCUUAACAGAAUAAAUACAUAAAACAUACAUUUGGUAUUGGCAUUGUUUUCUCUAUUAUGUUUCAGCUGCGACUCCUGGAAAAAAGACAUUAAGCUGUUGUACAUCAUGCAGCUCACACAAUUAAAUCAAGUUCAUGCAAGUACACGCAUAUGGCCUGUUCUAGGCAAUCUCUGCAAACAUCUGUGGCACAUUUCAAAAAUCCAGGUCAUUACAUAAUUGCAUUCCCUGCUCUUAAUCUUUGCUGUUAUCUUACUAGAGCAUAAACUCAAUUUAUAGCUUCCUAAGACGGCCAUUUCUUGAUGAGAAUAUGGCAGACAAUUCUGGUUUAUUUUAAAACAAAAAAUCCUCCAACAAACAAAUGAUGGUCGUGAUUUCAGUUAUGUUUUUGGUUUACUUGUCCGUCCAUUCUCUAUACAAACUAAUGGAGCCCUUCCCAGCAUUACAUUAAUAUAUAUUGAAUAGUCAAUUAACUGAAAUAAUAUUGAAGAGUGUAUUUGUUCUUUCUAUCAGUCAAAUGUGUCAACAUAAUUUCCCCUGAAAUACUGUAAGAAGAAAUAAAGACAAGAAAUGCGACUUGGAUAUAAGUGUGAAAACCAACCUGGGUGCACUCUA